AUGUCGGGCGCGGUGGCGGCGGCGCGAGUGCUGCCGAAGGCGGUGACCUUCGUGACGGGCAACGCCAAGAAGCUGGAGGAAGUCCGUGCGAUUCUCGGCUCCUCCAUCCCCUUCCAGUCCCUCAAACUCGACUUGCCUGAGUUGCAAGGUGAGCCAGAGGACAUAUCUAAAGAGAAGGCCCGAAUGGCUGCAUCUCAGAUAAAUGGCCCUGUACUUGUCGAGGACACCUGUCUAUGUUUCAAUGCGCUCAAAGGUUUGCCAGGGCCCUAUAUAAAAUGGUUUCUAGAGAAGAUUGGGCAUGAAGGUUUGAACAAUUUGUUAAUAGCUUAUGAAGACAAAUCAGCUUUUGCUAUGUGCAUCUUUUCGCUUGCUCUUGGACCAGAGGAGGAACCGAUCACAUUUGUUGGAAAAACAGCAGGGAAAAUUGUACCUGCCAGAGGCCCUGCUGAUUUUGGAUGGGACCCUGUAUUCCAACCAGAUGGAUUUGAACAAACGUAUGCUGAGAUGCCCAAGUCAGAAAAGAAUGAAAUAUCUCAUAGGGCGAGAGCUCUUGCACUGGUGAAAGAGCAUUUCGCUUCUGCCAAUUAUGAAGUUCAGAGUGGCUUGAAUUCGUUUUCAAGCACCAAAUGA
Triticum turgidum subsp. durum (durum wheat) is the source of this 630-nucleotide messenger RNA. Lineage: Eukaryota; Viridiplantae; Streptophyta; Magnoliopsida; Poales; Poaceae. The record is from the annotation of a GenBank genome assembly.